This is a messenger RNA of Coniophora puteana RWD-64-598 SS2, 1664 nucleotides long. RefSeq names its product S-adenosyl-L-methionine-dependent methyltransferase. The transcript has 2 exons. Bases 166 to 1302 code for a protein of 378 amino acids. The record is from RefSeq and is a predicted model, not a curated record. Gene Ontology annotation, cellular component: mitochondrion. NCBI's taxonomy places the organism in Eukaryota, Fungi, Basidiomycota, Agaricomycetes, Boletales, Coniophoraceae.
UUUACCGUCGCCUCAUUGUUCACGAUAGGUCACUCGUCGACGCUCGUACUCUGAGUAGGAUCUCACAACACGCCGCAACCUGUCUGCGGGCUUAAGACGGCACUUUCCGACAUAUGACAGUCCCCCACGGCACCCUCUGUCUCUUGGAGUUUCUCCACACGCCAUAUGCGCCACCAUCUGUCGGUGGCUCUAUCGCGCUCCUCACCACUUGUGCGGGAGCUCACAGAGCGUCUCGCGAGCGCGAUUGGAUGCGAGAGCGCGCGCCAGGAGGUGAGAUGGAUGCGCGACGCGCUGCAGGAGCAGCAUGAGGCGCGCGACGAAGAGCUGUCGAGGAUGCUCGCGCGUCGCGUCGCCGGCGAACCUCUACAGUACAUUCUUGGCACAACGCCCUUUGGGCCCCUAUCCCUGCUCACGCGUGCGCCUGUGCUCAUCCCGCGCCCGGAGACCGAGGACUGGGCACUGCGUCUCGCUGAACUCGUGCGUCGUAAUCGCGAGGUCGGGCAGAACAAGAGCACGAGGCUGAAGGUGCUCGACUUGUGUACGGGCACGGGGUGCAUCCCGCUACUUUUGGGCACGAUGCUUUCUGGAGAUGAGCAGGGUGGAGUAGGAGGCCUGGGCGGGACUGUGCCAGUGGACGCGCUCGGCGCGGACGUCGCAACCGAGGCUGUUCAACUCGCGCAGGAGAACGGCGUGCGAUGUGGGUUUGUCAGUGUCGACAUUGAUGUCGACGUCGAUGUCAACAACACCGCGGCAAACACGCCUAUAGCCAAACCAUCAACAAAACCAGGACCAGAGAACCACUACAAACCCACAUUCACUCCCAUCCGUGCCGACAUCCUGUCCCCGUCUUUCUCGUCCCAGAUCCUCGCGUCCCUCCCGCGUCGCCUUCGGCCGCCAUACGACAUUCUCACCUCCAACCCGCCCUACAUCCCUCUGCGCGAGUACACCGAACUCCCCGCGUCCGUGCGCGACUGGGAAGACCCACGGGCUCUUCUCGGGGACCCAGGCGCCGACCUCGGCCAGAUACAGGGCACGUCACCUCCAGAGCCGGCAGGGACAGACCAGGAGCGCGGGGGAGGAGACGGUCUUACGUUCUACCGCGCCCUCGCGCGCCUCGUUUCCAUCCGCAGCUUGAAUGCGAUGGAGCGGCCGCUUGUCAAGGAGGGAGGCAUGUUCGCGUUCGAGGUUGGCAGGGGACAAGCGCGCGCUGUGGAAGAGCUCGUGCGGGGGGCGGGCGUGCGCGAGACGGAGGUGUGGAAGGACCCGUGGGGCGUCGAGAGGGUUGUCUUUGGGCGGGUGUGAAAUUGUGAUUGGCCGGGGCCUUGUGUUGGAGGCUGGUUGGGCGAGGGCGAGGGCGUCUGCGAGGGCGUAGGUUGGUGUGAGGCGGGGCGGGGACGAGGCAAGGAGAGAUGAGAUGAGAGAACGAAGAGUGGAGAGGAACGGAACGGGUCAACCUGCGGUUGAGCACGCCGGGUCGCCAACGCGAAGGACUUCGUGCAGCCCGAGUCUUGCCGGCAUGAUGACGUCGCUGGUCAUGGCGCUCAUUAACAUUAAUGAUUGUCUGUAGGGAAAUCCCAUGACCAACUUUAUCGACUAUCGUUGGCGCUCGUUGUCCGUGGUGUGGGGCCCCGCUCUUUUAUGCAUACUCAUCACCGACUCUCUAC